Molecule: messenger RNA, 975 nt
Organism: Larimichthys crocea (large yellow croaker)
Lineage: Eukaryota; Metazoa; Chordata; Actinopteri; Sciaenidae
Product: olfactory receptor 10J5-like
Exons: 2
Coding region: 1-975 (324 amino acids)
Biological process (GO): detection of chemical stimulus involved in sensory perception of smell; G protein-coupled receptor signaling pathway
Cellular component (GO): membrane
Molecular function (GO): olfactory receptor activity; G protein-coupled receptor activity; odorant binding
Source: RefSeq, a predicted model, not a curated record
AUGAAUUCCUCACAGGUUUCAUUUUUCACUUUUAGUGCCUACUACGAUAUCGGGCUUUUCAAAUACUUAUUAUUCACAAUUGUUAUGUGUUUUUAUAUUUUAAUUCUGUGUGCCAAUGUUUUCCUCAUUGUGGUUAUCUGCAUGAACAGAAGUUUACAUGAACCUAUGUACAUCUUUCUGUGCAGCCUGUUUAUGAAUGAACUGUAUGGUAGUACAGGGUUGUACCCGUUGCUUCUGAUUCAGAUUUUCUCUGACAUUCACACUGUCUCUGCUCCAUUUUGUUAUCUGCAGAUUUUCUGUUUGUACACUUAUGCAAAUGUAGAGUUUUAUACCUUAGCCGUCAUGUCUUAUGACAGAUAUCUUUCUAUCUGUUGUCCUCUACAAUAUAACACACUUAUGACAUCUAACAAGGUUGCCAUGCUUAUUGCUCUGAGUUGGUUAUUCCCUUUUCUUGCAAUUGUAAUCAUGAUUUCGUUGAAUGCCUCUUUGCAGCUGUGUGGUAAUAUCAUUGACAGAUUGUACUGUGACAACUACUCUCUUGUGAAAUUGGCAUGCUAUGACACUACAGUCAAUAAUGUGUAUGGAUUAAUUUACACUUUCAUUGUAUUAUUUGGUCUUGUAGUACUAAUCAUUUAUACUUACAUUAGGAUCCUUAAAGUCUGUUUCUCUGGUUCUAAACAGACCAGACGGAAAGCUGUCAGUACCUGCACACCUCACCUCACUUCUCUGUUUAACUUUUCUGUUGGCUGCUUAUUUGAAAUAGUUCAGAGCAGGUUGAAUAUGAGCCGUGCACCCAUGAUAUUGCGCAUAUUUUUGUCUUUAUACUUUAUCAUUUUCCAACCGCUCUGUAACCCUGUCGUGUAUGGACUGAACUUGUCAAAAAUCCAUAUCUUAUGCCGCGUCCAAGUUGUCCAAGAGUGUUUGGGUUAUGUGUAUAAUUUACUCAAGAAUGGACACCUUAAACACCGGACCUGA